AAACUCCUGAGCCAUCCAUCUCACCGACGGGCGUGAAGAGGCGCGCAUACUUCAUCCGAGCCAAGUCUUUUGCCAUGCCGGACGGCCGGGCUUGAGGCUAUAGGAAGGAUAAAGUCCGCUACCUCCCCCUCCUCCUCCUCCUCCUCCUCCUCCAUCCUUCUCCCUUCUCUCCUCCAAUAAGUCGCGGUGAACACCACCAUCCAGCCCGUACCGCCAUGGGGGUUCUCAUGUCAAAGAAGCAGCAGGUGGAGAAGGUGCAGAAAUGCAACGCAGUCGUCUCUGCCUUCCAGGCGGGCCUGAAGGACCGCCCUGUCGCCGUCAAGCAGGCGGACGAGGAGGCAGAGGAGGGCGACGGUGCCGCCAAGUCUUCGGCCGACGCCGAUGAGAAAAACACCAAGGAGGCAGACGCAGAGGACGCAGACAACAGCGCGGGUCCGUCCACCUCUCAGCAGGCUGCAGCGCCGACAAGAGACGAGUGUAAGGUCAACCAGGAGGCCUGGUCCAGAUUACGGGACGGGAAAGGAGUGGAACCAGAAGAUCUUGACAAGAGCCACCAGCUCACACCGCCUGCUUUUGUUCGGCCCAAAAGGGAAGCCGAUGACGACCAGCAAGUCGAGAUCGAGCUGGAAAAGAAAGAACAGCCACCGAGUGACGAGAUGUGCGACGUGUGCGAGGUGUGGACGGCCGACGACCUUUACCCCUGCAGGAUCUGCACACGGGUGUUUCACGACGGCUGCCUCCGGGAGUUAGGCUACCUGCGCGCUGAGGCCCUGCAGGAGAUGAGGGAUACAGCCCACACCGUCACCGGGUGGAGCUGCUACUACUGUGACAAUCUCAAUCUACUCCUGACAGAGGAGGAAAUGUACAGCCUCAUGGAGACUUUCAAGCAGUGCAAGAUCAUUCCUGAGUCGUGCCUGGUGUCAGAUGAGCUCCUGCAGUACCGUCACUUCGUAUCCAAGCAGCAGUUUGAUAAGGACCUGACUGAUGAGCAGGAGGAGGAAGUCCUCGCCCAGUUCGCCGCAUUAGAUCCCGAGAAGAAGGGCCACAUUGAGUGGUCGGAUUUUCUCUAUUUUGAGUCUCUGGCAGUGUUGAGAAAGUUCCGCACUGAGAACUCGUUGGUGCGUCUGUUGACUGCCAAGGAGCGAGACAAGGCGAGGACGGUGUUCCAGGGUCUCAGCCUGGACAAAGACGGCGUGAUCACAAAAGCAGAAUGCCGCCAGGCCCAGCAGUCCUGGUUUCACAAGCUCAACAAAGACUCACAGUCCUGCAAUGUGAGUAUAAGUCACGUUGGCCCCAUAUGCGAGAACAGUCCGGCCAGCUCAGGCAGCGAAAGGAGCAAGACUGAUGAGAGCAGGCCAGUGACUUGGGAAGACUUUUUAAGGGAGAGCGCCAUCUAUAUUUUGGCUGGGCGGCCCAAUAGUUCUGCCAUGCACGUCCGGCUGCCUCUAUAGUCCAGGAUCCUCUUCUUCUACCCGGCGGAGAAGACAGAGAGAGAUCGAGGGUGCACCCUGUAGUCUUACACAUGGGCGGGAGAAAACAGACAAGCUGACACACUGACGCCAGGACGGCAACCGAACGAACCCGGCUGAAGCGCCGAGGCGAGGGAGAUCAAGCCACCGACAGCACCUCUCUUCCUCCGCGCCACCGCUACGCUGAAAACACACACACACACACACACAUUGACUGACUCACCGACAACACCGUUGACAACAACUGUCACGGGUCCCCAACUCUGCACAACCCUGACAGCUUCCGACAAAUGCAAGCGAUAGGAUGAGAGAGAAUGCCACCCACCGGUCCGACGUGAAGUUUCUUAAAGUUCCGAGUGUCAGACAAGCACCAGGGGAAGCUCGCAGUGACAAACGCUCGACUCGACAGCCCUCAAGCUACAUAUCGCACCUUUCCGAGUGGGUACAUCAGUGUGACCGAUUCAAGUGUUCGUUCUUUUUCAGGUCCCAUUUCGUCCUGAUAUUAAAUCCAUGCUUACUGUAAUGGGAUUGUGUUAUUCACCUUCUAUUGUUAAUCACGCUGCACAAGAGGCACAUGCAAAUUCACUACCGGUACCAUUCGAUUCUUGGGAAGAGACAAACCUCACAAUAUCGGAACAUAUACCAAAUGGGAAUGAAAGCUAUCUGCAUACCUUAUAUUAUAAGAGAACUGCUACACAUACCAGUAUAAAUUAUUAUCAUGCAUUGAAAGUCUGUAUUUAUUCCUGUAUCCGAUGAUGUACAGUACGCAUCCUCCGUUCUUCCCCCCCCCAUCUUCAUCCAAUCUGUGUUCUGCUGAAACGCUAACUGUGAAAAAGGAUGUGAAGUGAACGUUAAUGAACGCUAACCCUGUAAGUGAUGUGUAUAUACUGCCAUAUAGUACAUUAGUUUCCUGUCGUGCUCUCAGAGCUGCACUCUGACAAGGUGAAAACAUCCGCUCCUCCUCUUCUAAUGUCAUUAUUUGCACUGUGGGAAUGAAGCGUAGUAGGACUGUUGUGUGAUUUAUUCACUGUAAAACGAAGUAAAGAAGAGACAAUGUGAGGUCCGGAGCAAAUAUUCGUCAUUUGUUAAUAUUGCUGAAGCACUGUUUUAAAGAAAAUGUGUCGCUGUGGUGAACUUGAUGGCAGAUCUUUAGUGUAACCUACAAGAAUUUAAAUGCACAUAAAAUUGCCCCUAGAAUCACAGGAAACAAAGUGUAACAAGUAGGGCUUCAUGUAAUGUUUAUGCCAUGUAAUGAACGCUCCACGCCAGGUUUUCUUAGUAAAUAAAGUACGAUAAUGAUAUGAAACUUGGUCUGAGGGAUAUGUCUCAGUGCUCCAAUGAAAGCAUGGCAUAGGGAUUGUGUCUUGGCUGUCUUGGAUUUGUGUGAUGUGUACCUUGAAAGCAUGAAUGAA
Salarias fasciatus (jewelled blenny) is the source of this 2881-nucleotide messenger RNA. RefSeq names its product PHD finger protein 24 (gene phf24). Lineage: Eukaryota; Metazoa; Chordata; Actinopteri; Blenniiformes; Blenniidae. Bases 216 to 1451 code for a protein of 411 amino acids. Gene Ontology annotation, molecular function: transcription corepressor activity; calcium ion binding. The record is from RefSeq and is a predicted model, not a curated record. The transcript has 8 exons. Gene Ontology annotation, cellular component: nucleus; cytoplasm.